Selaginella moellendorffii is the source of this 867-nucleotide messenger RNA. Its product is annotated as pentatricopeptide repeat-containing protein At4g21065-like. The record is from RefSeq and is a predicted model, not a curated record. Gene Ontology annotation, molecular function: protein binding; RNA binding. The coding region runs from base 1 to 867 and encodes 288 amino acids. Gene Ontology annotation, biological process: RNA modification. NCBI's taxonomy places the organism in Eukaryota, Viridiplantae, Streptophyta, Lycopodiopsida, Selaginellales, Selaginellaceae. The transcript is spliced from 2 exons.
AUGGAAGAGGAGCUGGACAGGGACUACGUGAUCCUCGGAAACGCGCUCAUCAACAUGUACCUGAGGUGUGGAGACGUCGCCAGCGCCUGGAAGUGCUUCCGGAGGAUGCCAGCUCGCGACGAAUCGUCAUGGAACGUCAUGCUCGCGGCUUGCAGCGAUGAUCUUCGGCUGGUCGUGACGAUGGUUGGCGAGAUGCAGCAGCAGGGACUGUCCCCGAGCAAGAUCACGCUGCUGGCGCUCAUCAACUCGUGUGUCACGGCAGCCUCGACGCUCCCGGAGGCCCGGAGAGUUCAUGCCCGCGUGGUGGAGGCCGGGCUGGAGCGUGAGAAAUCCAUCGCAAACGCGCUGGUGGACAUGUACAGCAAGUGUGGCAACUUGGAGGCCGCGAGCAGCGUCUUCUUCUCGAGCCGGCUGUUUGAGCUCGACGACGCUGUCGCGUGGAACGCCCUGGUGCUGGGACACACGCAGCACGGCAGCUGGAACGAGGCUCUGGGAUUGUUCUGGGCGAUGCAGCAGCAAGGAGUGAGUCCCACGGAGGUGAGCUUGGUGGGAGUGCUAGCGUCUCUCAGCCACACCGGGAUGAUCCAGGAAGGGUGCCGAGCCUUUGGAUCGAUGGAGGUGGACUAUGGGAUUGGUGCCGCGGCGGAGCACAGGGGAUGCGUGGUGGAUCUCUUGAGCAAGGUUGGAUGGCUGGAGGAGGCCGAGGAGUUUAUGAGAAGUGGAUGUGGAUCCCGGGAGGAUUGCGUGGGAUGGCUGACGUUGCUGGGGGCUUGUAACUUGCACGGGGACGUGGAGAGAGGAUUGCGAGCAGCGUUUCGGCUUUUGGAGCUGGAUGGUAUCAACAGUGCUGCUCAUGGGAAGAGUUGA